AUGGCCGCCCGAGCAGUACUGUCGAAACAGCUUCGCCAGGUUGCGGAUGCAUGGGCUCCGGACCCUAUGUUUGCUCCUCAAUUCAAGACCUUCUUGACCUCUCUAUCCGAGCACCCAAACCUCACGCGGGAAGCCGUCGAUGCCGCCCGUGCCCUCCAGGAUAACCGUAUUUUACAAAAGAUCCCCACACCCGAGAAGAUCAUCAAGCCUUCCGGCCGCCCUGAGCACUACAAGCGUGUGGCAGAGGGGUACGAACGCGCCCUGGAGGGUAAAAAGCGCCCAUACUGGAAGAUAUUCUUCAACAUCUGGUGA
This is a messenger RNA of Peniophora sp. CBMAI 1063, 312 nucleotides long. The record is from the annotation of a GenBank genome assembly. Lineage: Eukaryota; Fungi; Basidiomycota; Agaricomycetes; Russulales; Peniophoraceae.